Pyricularia pennisetigena is the source of this 1107-nucleotide messenger RNA. RefSeq lists its product as uncharacterized. Gene Ontology annotation, molecular function: oxidoreductase activity. Bases 1 to 1107 code for a protein of 368 amino acids. The transcript has a single exon. Lineage: Eukaryota; Fungi; Ascomycota; Sordariomycetes; Magnaporthales; Pyriculariaceae. The record is from RefSeq and is a predicted model, not a curated record.
AUGGCAGGCCUUGCCCCCGCAAACAUGAACCGAUUGGUGGAGACCAUUAAGCAAUCCGGGCCGGUAGACGUCUCUAGACCGCUCGACGUAUCGGGGCUCAAAGGCAAAACAAUUUUGAUCACGGGCGGCGCUUCCGGCAUUGGGGCCUCGCUUGCGCGCGGGUGGGCGGCUCAUGGCGCCAGCAUGAUAAUUGGCGACAUCAACUCAUCCGCAGGCGAGGCGUUGGUGGCCGAACUGCGCCGGUCUGCGUCAGACGGCCAGUUCCAUCACUUCCAGCACUGUAACGUUUUGGACUGGCAAAGCCAGGUCGAGCUCUUCAAAGCGGCGGCUAAAGCAAGCCCAAGUGGCGGCAUCGACGCCGUGGUCCCCAACGCGGGAAUAGUAGACCCCAAUAAUCCCAUCACUGGCAAGCCAGGAUUCGAGAAUCCGGUCGGGCUGGACGGCGACAGACCACCGCCGCCAGACUUGAGAGUGCUGGAUAUUAACAGCACGGCCGUUUUCCAAACCGUCCAUCUGGCACUCUUCUGGCUGGCGCGAAACAACCCCGGGCGCGAUAGACACAUUUUACUCAUCGGGUCUAUAGCAUCCUUCUGUCCUGUUGUGGGAGAGUCUCAGUAUACGGCAUCCAAACAUGCAGUUAUGGGAUUGUUCCGAUCGUUGCGGGCUACCUCGUGGCGCCAGGGCGUACGGGUCAAUAUACUCUGCCCCUAUUUCAUCGACUCGGGCCUUAUGUCCCGCGGGGCGUUGGCCCUGUUGGCGGGUGGGCGCAUGGCGAAGAUGGCUGACGUGGUGGAUGCCGCGACGCGGCUCAUGGCGGACGACCAGAUUGUCGGCCGGGGCUUGGCGGUCGGUCCCCGCAUCAAGGUCAGGGAUGGGGAGGACGGCGAGCCGGUGGUGGAGUUGGGGGAACCCGAGGAUGGGCAGCGUGCCAUUUGGGAUCCAUACGCGCACGAUUUUGAGACCGUGGAGUCGUUUACUCGCAAGUACACGCGGAUUUUGAAUACGAUCGAGUACCUGAGAGGAUGGGCAGGAUGGGUGAGCGAUUUGGCUUACAUUUUUCUCUUGCGCAGUGGGCCGGAGAAGCUGCAGCCCACUAAGAGAUCAUGA